Molecule: messenger RNA, 2141 nt
Organism: Microdochium trichocladiopsis
Lineage: Eukaryota; Fungi; Ascomycota; Sordariomycetes; Xylariales; Microdochiaceae
Product: NADP-dependent oxidoreductase domain-containing protein
Exons: 2
Coding region: 97-2031 (644 amino acids)
Cellular component (GO): cytosol
Molecular function (GO): aldose reductase (NADPH) activity; lyase activity
Source: RefSeq, a predicted model, not a curated record
CUAUAUUGUUGCCAAGCUGGAUGGCCUUUGUGGCUUCCCGUCCUAUUCCCCAGCGCGACGUGUACACCUUCCAAGACGCCAUCACCGCUUGUCAUCAUGCACAAGGGCUCUCAUACCGUCAUGGACGACUCUCCUGCUGUUCCUGCGGGCGUAUGGUGUCCCGUGGUGACGCUGUACAAGGACUCGCCGCGACAGGAGCUCGACCUCGAAGCCAUGCACACGUACUUUACGCACCUGAUAUCCAGCGGCGUCAACGGCCUCGUGCUGCAGGGCUCGACGGCAGAAGCCGCUCUCCUACUGCCCGAAGAGCGAGUGGCCAUCACUCGCACCGCACGCAAGGCCGCAGCCGACCUCGGGGUCCCCAAGUUCCCACUCGCCGCCGGCGUCAGCGGCCAGUCGACUGUCGAGACAUUCAGGCUCCUUGACGACGCGACUGAGGCAGGCGCCGACUUUGGGCUGCUUCUGCCGCCGAGCUACUGGCCCAAGGCUAUCACCAACAAGGACAUUGUCCAGUUCUACAGAGAGGUUGCAGACCAUAGCCACAUCCCCAUAAUUGUGUACAACUUCCCCGGUGUCACCGCUGGUAUCGACCUCGGCGUGGACGUGCUCUCAGAGCUGGCGGUGCACCCCAAUAUCGCGGGCGUCAAGCUGACAUGCGCCAACGCGGGCAAGGUGUCGUGCCUGACGGCGCGCUUCCGGCCAUCACAGUUUGCCGUCUUCUCGGGACAAUCCGACUGGCUGCUGCCGUGCCUCGUCGCGGGAGGCGUGGGGUGCGUGACGGGUAUUGGCAAUGUGUUUCCCCGUGCCGUUGCCGAGCUGUACGCGUUGUGGCAGGCUGGGCGUACUGCCGAGGCCCGUGACCUGCAGGGCAAGGUCGCCCUGGCCGAGCUCGCGUGCAAGAAGGGUCUCGCUGCCACAAAAUGCGGCGCCGCACACUUCAUCGGCCGCCGCCUCGGGCUGACGGCGCCGGCCACCUUCUACCCGCGCAAGCCCUACAGUCCGGCCUCGGCCGACCUGCAGGCUGCCACUCUAGGCAUGAUGGGUGUCCUUGAAUUAUUCGACCUUGCCCUGCCACGCCAGAUUAACUCCUCCGUGCCGAAGGCGUCGUCGUCGUCGUCGAAGCCCAGAACUCACUUCACACUCAACACGGGUGCCGAGAUUCCCGCUGUGGGCUUUGGCACGUGGAAGGCAGCGCCUGGUAGUGCGGCGACAGCAGUGGGGGCUGCUUUCGAGGCCGGCUACCGACACUUUGACUGCGCACCGCUCUACGGCAACGAGGCCGAGAUCGGAGACGUUUUCCGGGCGGCGGCGGUACCACGGGCUGAGUAUUUCGUGACGACAAAGCUGUGGUCGUCGGAUCACCGGCGGGCGUCGGCCGCGCUCGACACCUCACUAAGGGACCUGGGCCUCGACUAUGUCGACCUGUGGCUGAUGCACUGGCCGGUGACGCUGCCGCCCGGAGCCGAGUAUGGCAAGGAGGACCGGACGGUGCACGACCCGGACUGGGACUUCUGCGACACAUGGCGCGAGAUGGAGCGCAUCUUGAAGGACGGGUCGGGCCGGGUGCGCGCCAUCGGCGUGGCCAACUUCUCGACCGUCAACCUCGAGAAGCUGCUGGCCUCGAACCCGGCCGUCGUGCCCGCCGUCAACCAAACAGAACUACAACCCCUGCUGCCCCAGGCCAAGCUGCACCGCUUCUGCGCAGACCGCGGUAUUCACCAGACCGCCUUUGGGCCGCUCGGCGGCACGGGGAGCACCCUGCACGACGAGCCUGCCAUUGUGGAUAUUGCCCGUGCUCGCGGCGUGUCGACGGGCAAUGUCAUGCUCAGCUGGGGUCUGGCCAAGGGCUGGAGUGUCAUUCCCAAGAGCGUCACACCCGCCCGCAUCACCGCCAAUCUCCGCGACAACUUUGUUCUGACAGACGAUGAGAUGAAGCGCAUCGAUGAGCUGGUCGUGGCGGGGGCCAAGCGUUUUAAUCGGCCAAACUGGGGCACCACAGUCUUUCAUGAUGAUGCCGACGAUGUAAAAUAGAACGAAAGGGUUGCUCGGACUUGGGACGGGCCUAGAGGUGACUGUCUGGUCUAGUUUUGCUAGCAAAAGCAAAGUCAGAAAGUUGAUAAAAUUUCAGUAGAAUGCUUCCA